Molecule: messenger RNA, 4257 nt
Organism: Zophobas morio
Lineage: Eukaryota; Metazoa; Arthropoda; Insecta; Coleoptera; Tenebrionidae
Product: probable multidrug resistance-associated protein lethal(2)03659
Exons: 8
Coding region: 444-4184 (1246 amino acids)
Biological process (GO): transmembrane transport
Cellular component (GO): membrane
Molecular function (GO): ATP binding; ABC-type transporter activity; ATP hydrolysis activity
Source: RefSeq, a predicted model, not a curated record
UAUUCGUAUUCACUUAUUACACUGUUUAAACAUUAUUAAGCAGAUAUUACCCGAUAAGGUCUACUUGAUAAAAUAACUUGCAUAUAAUUGGCAUUGUAACAUUUUUGGUACUACGUAUCUGAUCAAUAAAACCUUUUCGUGUAGUACCGCUUCAAACUCACAAACCUGUCGGACACCUGCAAAAACCCAGUAGUCAAUAUUGACUCCCCGUUUCCACGAAUUCUAAAUGUGUCAUUUGCUAAUAAUCGUGAAAAAACACUGAUAUUGUUCGCAUUCUUGCGUUAUCUAUUAAUCAAAACUAACUUCGUGUUUUCGUGGGAUUUCUAAAUACCAAUAAAGGGCAGCUCACUUUCAUUUUUAUCUUAGAUUAGAUAAAUUCGCAAAGUGUCAGUUUAUUUUUACAUCGUUUAAGACGUGUGGUGGUACCUAGUUAAGACUUAAAUAUGUAUGAUGGUGGGGACUCCGUAAAGAAAAUUAACCCCAAAGAAAAAGCCAAUUUAUUUUCAUUAAUAACAUUCCUUUUCACAUGGGAGCUCUUCAGGAAGGGUUUUCGGAAAGAUUUCACCGAAGAUGACAUAUACGAAGUACCUCGAAACUUUCGCUCGGCGGAGUUAGGCGAUAAUUUAGAAACAGAAUGGGAGAAAGAAGCAGCUAAAAACAAACCGUCGUUGUUACGACUGCUAUGGACUUGUUACGGAAGGUACUACCUUCUGCUAGGGGUUAUCCAACUCGUGAUGAGGGUUCUCAUGGUGUUGGUUCAGCCACGAGCUCUAGGCAAACUCGUGUCGUACUUCACCGCGGACACCAAACUAACCCGACUUGAUGCUAUUUACUAUGCAACCAUCGUAAUAGGGUUUAACAUCAUCAACACCACCUACAACCACAACUACAUGUUCUGGAUCUUGGAACUAGGAAUCCGGAUUAAAACCUCAGUGUGCUCUUUAAUUUACAGAAAGUCGCUGAAACUAACCACGUCAAAAUUGUCGGAAAUUGGAAUCGGGAGAAUCGUGACGAUUGUCUCCAAAGACGUACUAAGUAUAGAAUACGCGAUAAUUUUUCUCAACGACAUGUGGAUAGGUCUGAUUCUGUUUGUUCUAACGUCGGCCCUAAUGUACUCGAGAGUCGGAAUAGCGGCUUUGGCCGGCUCUCUCUUCCUGUUGUUCAUAAUACCCCUUCAAGUCCUUCUGGGUAAACUCACGUCCACCUUGCGUCUAAAAGGCAGCAAAAUGACUGAUCGCCGCCUCCAAGUCACCCAAGAAACAAUCUCCGCCAUCAAGAUCAUCAAAAUGUACACUUGGGAGAUCUUCUUCGGUAAGAAAAUAUCAGAAGCUAGGAAGGCCGAAAUGAAGAAAACGCGUCAGAUUUACUGGACUAAAGCCACGGCUCUUGUGACCGGCGGACUGGUCAUCAACCUGACUUUAUACAUAAUCGUGAUGACCUACAUCCAACUGGGUAACACUUUCACCGCUGAAGUUUCCUUCUUCAUUCUGGGGUGUCUUCAAGCCUUACGAUCAACCGUCACCAUUUCCAUACCAAUCGGGAUAGCUCAAACCGCCGAACUCAUAGCUUCCGUUCGCCGAAUUUACAAAGUUUUAGCCGCUAAAGAACAACCAGAAACCGCUAGAGACGACAAAGCCCCGAAAGCGUCAAUCCAGCUCCAGCAAGUGUCAGUCGAAAUCAACAACACCCAAAUCCUCCACGACAUCGACCUAAAUAUUAAUUCUGGGUUGAAUUUUCUGACUGGGAGACUCGGUGGUGGGAAAAGCUCGCUCUUGAAGACUAUUCUUGAAGACUAUCCGAUCUGCGACGGCAAACUCCAUGUCAAAGGUACCAUGUCGUACGCAGCCGAAGAACCCUGGCUUUUCCCGUCCUCGAUCAGACAGAACAUCCUCUUCGGACAAGAAUUCAACGAAGAACGGUACAGAAAAGUGCUCAAGGUUUGCGCCCUUGACUUUGAUAUUGAUACUUUUGAAAAGGGUGACCACACGAUUGUCGACGAUCGGGGACAAAACUUGAGUAAAGGGCAGCAGGCGAGGAUCGGGUUAGCCAGAGCUGUGUACUGUGAUAGCGAUAUUUACCUCUUGGAUGACUGUUUGUCGUCGCUGGAUACCCAAGUGCAAAAGUUUGUGUUCACCGAAUGUGUGAAAAAUUUUCUUAGAGAUAAAAUAGUGGUUAUGAUUUCGCACAACGAAAAUCAGUUGAAGGAAGCUGACAACAUUAUUCUAAUGGAAAAUGGGACAGUCAAGUCGGUUUUAAAACCUUCUGAUAUUCCAGAUGAAGAACUCGAAAAUUUCGUCCGCGAAAAAGACAAAGUGGACGAAGACGACAUUAUCGAUAAUAUAGUGGUGGAUGAAGAAGACGACCAAGAAGACGCUAAAUUGAUUAAGAGUAAACCAAACCAGAAUAUCUACCACGAAAACAAGAAAGAAGGAAGCGUCGCUUACAAAGUGUAUCAAAAGUAUUCAGCCUUCGGUGGUGGGUACUUAGUUCUGGUACCACUUUUCAUCGUCUUUGUAGCAGCACAAUUCAUGACUAGCUACUCCCAGCAGUUAGUAAGCAGCUGGGUUAACAUUCAACAAAACAUAUCCGAAUACAAAUCUAACACAACCAAUACAACACAGUAUGACAAACUAGUUAAAAAAAACUCCAAAGCGUUGACCGUCUACUCUGUAGCGGUUAUAGCUUCCACUCUCUUGUUGUUAUUCCGAGCCUACGCUUACUUCACUUUUGCCGGAAAAGCCUCCGUGGGCCUCCACAAGUCCAUGAUUCUAAGCGUAGUCAAAGCAACAAUGAAAUUCUUCGAUUUGCAUUACAUUGGAAACAUUUUGAAUCGGUUUUCGAAAGAUUUAGCCACGAUUGACGAAAUUUUGCCCCUGAAUUUUUACGAGUGCUUGAGUUUUGUUUGUAGGGUCACUGGGAUGCUCAUUCUCAUUUUGAUAGUUCAGUGGACUUUCAUUUUACCGGCGAUAGUCGUCUUUGUGAUUUUAUUUUUCCUGCGAAGGUGGUACCUUCCAACUGGGAGGAGCUUAAAACGACUUGAUUCAGCAACCCGAAGCCCGAUGAUCGGUCACAUCAAUGCGUCUUUAGAAGGUCUAACAACCAUCAGAGCCUACGGUACUCAACAAAUCCUCAAGAAAGAGUUCGACAGACACCAAGAUUUGUAUACCUCGACGUUCUACAUGAUGCAGUCCACAUCAAGAGCUUUUGCCUACUUCCUAGACAUGCUAUGUAAUUUUUUCAUUAUCGCAAUCGUGUUGAGGUUCGUCGUAGUCCGGAAAGACACGCUGGCUGGAAAUGUUGGUUUAGCGAUAACUCAAGCCCUUGGUCUCACCGGUCUUCUCCAAUGGGGUAUAAGACAGUGGGCGGAGUUAGAAAACCAGAUGACCUCAGUCGAACGAGUCGUGGAAUAUAUAAACGUGGAACAAGAGAACCGAAGUGGACAAUCCAUCGACAAUUGGCCCCAAAAAUGCAAAAUCACCUACAAAGACGUCAAUCUGACAUACGGGAAAUCGAAAGACUACGUUCUGAAAAAUAUCAAUUUUACUAUAAACUCGAGAGAGAAAGUUGGCAUUGUGGGGAGAACAGGUGCUGGAAAAUCGUCACUGAUAUCAGUUCUUUUCCGGCUGUAUCAGUACGAUGGUACUAUAAGCAUAGACGACGUGGACAUUAGAACUCUGUCUUUGGAAUUCUUGAGAUCGAAUAUCUCCAUCAUCCCUCAGGACCCUAUUCUCUUUAGUGGUACCAUUCGUGACAAUAUAGAUCCGACGGGACGGUACAAGGAUCACGAGAUCUGGAAGGCUAUCAGUACUACUCGUUUAAAAGACAUAGUGCCCAGUUUAGAUUACAGAAUUACGGAAGGAGGGUCUAAUUUUAGUGCUGGACAAAGACAGCUGAUUUGUUUAGCCAGAGCUGUUAUAAGUAAGAGUAAGAUAAUUGUGUUGGAUGAGGCCACGGCGAAUGUAGAUCCGGAAACUGACGUCAUGAUCUAUACUACGAUCCAGGAGUGUUUUGCGGAAUGUACUGUUCUAAUGAUUGCUCAUAGAUUACACACUGUGUUGUAUUCUGACAAGGUGAUGGUGGUAGAUAAGGGGGAAAUCGUGGAGUUUGAUAAUCCGAAUGUGUUGCUCGAUAACAAGAAUGGGGCCUUCUACAAAAUGAUUGAACAGGCGAAUUUAUUGAAAUAGGUUAUAUUUUUAGAGAGAGUUGUAUGUUUUAUAGAAACUUCCAAAGGACAAUAAAAUUUUUCUAUUUACUGUA